AUGCCUCCUAAAAGAAAGACCAGAGCAGCCGCAGCAGCCGCCGCAGCCGCAGCAGAAGAUACAACCACAACCACAACGUUAGAUAAAAAAGAGACAGAAACACCAGUCGUCUCUCAAAAAAGCAUCCCAACCAAGACCGAGACUAUUACAGAGACGAUCGUUGAAGAAACUACCGAGACAUCCAAAGGCAAACGCAAGCGGACCACAACCCAAUCGAAAGUUACUGUUACUGUUGACAAUAGUGCACAAGAUGCAUCAGAGGAAUCAGAACAAAACGUAGGAUCGGAUGAUACCAAAAUGAUUGAAUCCAAUGACAAGACAAACGAAAACGAAAAAUCUCAAAACCUCGAAUCUGGAUCCACAACAAGCGUAAACAAUAACAACGAUGAAAACAGCACUGAUAAUAGCAAUGAUGACAAUAAUGAUGACGAGGCACAGCCAGCUACUCCUAAAGGAGCAUUAGCCGAACGCAUGGAAAAGCUCAAAGCAUUGAAGCGACGACGAGUUACCGAGGUGGAACAAGGAAAUCGUCGAGACCGUAAUCUUGAGUUUCAGCGUAGCAAAGAGAAUCCUAGAUUGGAUGCAAGGAAUGAGAGAAAGAAACAAGAGUCAUUGAAACUGAAAGAAAAGCAGGACGCUAAAGAUAAUGGUGAAGAUUAUGAAAGAAAACAGUUUUGGAAAUACUCGGCAGAGUCGGUUGAUUCUUGGGAGAAGAAGAUGGCCAAGAAAGCAAAGAUGGCCAACAAUGGAUUUACUGAAAGAAAGAAGAAGAAGAAUAAGAAGAAGCCUUUGGAUCCUCCAUACACACAGACAUUCACACUUUUGCUCUUUGUAGAUCAUACUCAGGCUGCCCACAAAAAAUACAUCAAGUUAAUGUCAGACUUCAAACCUGACAUGAACUCAUACGCUGAAAAGAAAUUGGAAAGCAUUGAGCGUGCUAUUCGAAAUGGAGAAGAUCCCUCAGACUUUGCUUCUGCUGCCAAUAACCUUGAAUACGCUUCUGUAACCGACAAGACAUCCAAAGAAGCAAUCGAGCGCUUGGCCCAAGACACCAAGAAACAGAUCAUUCAACGCGAGACCCGUUCGCGUGAUCGCAAGGAGUCUUCUGAUGAUAUUUCGUGGAUCAAUGAAAAGAACCGCGUCUUUAACCAAAAGAUUUCCAGAUUCUACGAUAAAUAUACAAGAGAAAUUCGCGAGAACCUCGAGAGAGGAACUGCACUGUAG
Messenger RNA from Phycomyces blakesleeanus NRRL 1555(-), 1224 nucleotides. RefSeq lists its product as hypothetical. The coding region runs from base 1 to 1224 and encodes 407 amino acids. Gene Ontology annotation, cellular component: catalytic step 2 spliceosome; post-mRNA release spliceosomal complex; Prp19 complex. NCBI's taxonomy places the organism in Eukaryota, Fungi, Mucoromycota, Mucoromycetes, Mucorales, Phycomycetaceae. The record is from RefSeq and is a predicted model, not a curated record. The transcript has 5 exons.